Epinephelus lanceolatus (giant grouper) is the source of this 3074-nucleotide messenger RNA. RefSeq names its product transmembrane 9 superfamily protein member 4 (gene tm9sf4). Lineage: Eukaryota; Metazoa; Chordata; Actinopteri; Perciformes; Serranidae. Gene Ontology annotation, cellular component: membrane. Gene Ontology annotation, biological process: protein localization to membrane. The record is from RefSeq and is a predicted model, not a curated record.
ACUUCCGCAACGUCACUAAUGACACGUAUUCAAAAUGGCGGCCGCGGCUAUGGAGACGUGGUGGGCCUUGCUGCUUUUGUCCUCGUUGCCUGUUGUUCGGCCUUUCUAUGUACCCGGAGUCGCUCCCCGGGACUUCCAUGAGGGUGACGUAGUAGAUCUUAAGGCAGUAAAGCUGACCAGCUCCCGCACCCAGCUUCCUUAUGAAUACUACUCCCUGCCUUUCUGUAAGCCAGACUCUGUUGUCUACAAGGGAGAGAACCUGGGUGAGGUAUUGCGAGGGGACCGUAUUGUGAAUACCCUCUACAAUGUGGAGAUGAACAGGGAUAAGAAAUGUGAGAUGGUAUGCAACAAGAAAAAGCUCAGCAUAGAUGAAAGCAAGCUGGUUGCUGAGCGAAUCCAGGAGGAGUAUUAUGUUCACCUUAUUGCAGAUAAUUUGCCAGUGGCCACCAGGUUAGAGUUUUACCCCAACAGAGAGGCAGGAGGGGAGGAGGAGCAGAAGAAGGAUGUGGUGAAAGAUAUCCAGUUUGAACAUGGCUACAGACUGGGCUUUGUCGACAACAACAAGUUUUAUCUGCACAACCACCUGUCCUUCAUCCUGUACUUCCACAGGGAGAAGCUGGAGCAAGGGGAUGUUCACAACUACAGAGUGGUGCGAUUUGAGGUCGUACCCCAAAGUGUAAAAGUCGAUGAUCUGAAGCCUGUGGAAAAUGACAAAACUUGCACCUUGCCUGAGGCCAGUGGCUCUGCCCCACAGGAGAUUGACCCUACCAAGGAGAAUGAGGUCCUCUUCACCUACUCUGUCCACUGGGAGGAGAGUGAGGUGAAGUGGGCGUCUCGAUGGGACACGUACCUGACCAUGAGCGAUGUCCAAAUUCACUGGUUCUCCAUCGUUAACUCUGUGGUGGUUGUCUUCUUCCUGUCUGGUAUUCUGAGUAUGAUCAUUAUCAGGACCUUGAGGAAGGACAUCGCUAACUACAACAGAGAGGAUGACAUAGAGGACACCAUGGAGGAGUCAGGAUGGAAGAAUGUCCAUGGUGAUGUCUUCAGGCCGCCUCAGUAUCCCAUGAUCCUCAGCUCUCUGCUGGGUUCAGGGAUUCAGCUCUUUUGCAUGAUCCUCAUUGUCAUCUUUGUUGCCAUGCUGGGCAUGCUGUCUCCAUCCAGUAGAGGGGCCUUGAUGACCACUGCUUGCUUCCUCUUCAUGUUCAUGGGUGUAUUUGGUGGUUACUUUGCUGGCAGACUGUACCGUACACUGAAGGGCCAUCGGUGGAGGAAAGGAGCAUUUUGCACAGCAACUUUGUAUCCUGCCGUGGUUUUUGGAAUCUGCUUCAUCCUCAACUGUUUCAUCUGGGGAGAGCACUCCUCUGGGGCAGUUCCCUUCACUACAAUGCUGGCCCUGCUAUGUAUGUGGUUUGGCAUCUCCAUGCCCUUGGUCUACCUGGGCUACUACUUUGGCUUCCGCAAACAGCCAUAUGAUAACCCAGUGCGCACCAAUCAGAUCCCUCGGCAGGUCCCAGAGCAGCGCUGGUACAUGAACAAGUUUGUCGGAAUCCUGAUGGCUGGGAUCCUGCCAUUUGGUGCAAUGUUCAUCGAGCUCUUCUUCAUUUUCAGCGCCAUCUGGGAAAAUCAGUUCUAUUACCUCUUUGGCUUCCUGUUUCUGGUCUUCAUCAUCUUGGUGGUCUCCUGCUCUCAGAUCAGCAUUGUAAUGGUUUAUUUCCAGCUCUGCGCAGAGGACUACCGGUGGUGGUGGAGAACUUUCCUGGUUUCAGGAGGCUCAGCGUUCUACGUCCUCAUUUACGCAAUUUUCUACUUUGUCAACAAGCUGGACAUUGUGGAGUUCAUCCCCUCCCUCUUGUACUUCGGUUAUACAGCCCUGAUGGUCCUGUCGUUCUGGCUGCUAACAGGCACGAUUGGCUUCUACGCAGCCUACAUGUUCAUCAGGAAAAUCUAUGCUGCAGUCAAGAUCGACUGAGCCGUCACUGUCGCUGCUGUUCUCGUUUUUUGGUUUUUUGAUUUUCUUUGUUGUUGUUUUUUGGUCGCAUUCUGUUUUUUUAAUGUAUAUAUUUUUUAUUCUUCAUGUCCAACAAGCACUGACUUGUGUGUAGAGGGAAUGAGAGGGGUGCUUUUUAUGGCGCAACAGCCCCACCCACUGGCCUCAUGGGGAAGAACAGCAAGGUGGCAGAGCUAAACCGGCUGUCUCUCUCCCUGUCUCUCUCCCUCUCGCUUCUACCCCCCCCCCUCUUUCCAGGACAGAGACUCCGAGGGAAUUAUUCUCUGAUGGGACAGUUAAUGUCUCCUGCUGUUUCACCUUGCACACAACAAAGUGGGCCAAAGCUUGUCAAAUGAUGGUUUCUGCACAUUUUUGUUUUGUUUAUUCAUUUGUGUUAUAAGUCUAACUUAUCCGUUUUUUUUGUCGUCACAGGAUUUGUCUUUGACCUUAUUUCUUCCAAUCAUCUUCAUGUCUCAUCUGAUUUCUUUACAUUAAUUCUGUCUGUACAUCGUCUCUGUUUUCAAAUGCCACUUUGGACGACAGGGAAGGAUCGGGGAGUCUAACUGUGGUUAUGGUGUUGUUGUGUUGAACUAAUAUAGAUGGAAAUUAUGCUGGGAAGUUCUACAUUGUAACACAAGAAAGGAUAAAUUAAAUGUUCUGUUAUUUUUACUCCAGUUUCCAUGUCCUGGUGUGACCAUGUUAACCACAACUGUAAUCAAGAUAUUCGCUUCUCCUUCCAAAACAAUGGGUCUCUUAUAAAUGUCAAAAUAUUGGUCCAGUCACUCUAAAUGAUGCAGAACAGCUCUGAAUGGGACUAUGAACCCGAUGCCCUAAAGCAGCGGACUGUGGGGUGAAGCUACUGGAGUUGGAGAAAAAGGAAAGGCUACAGUCUACCCAAAAAUGACAAGGACCAACCUUGUGUAUUUGGAAGUCUACAACACAAAUAUGUGUUUGAAGCUUUUCCAGUAGAAACGUACAAAAAAAAAGUACAACUGUUUACGCUCAUUAACCGUGCCGUCAGUGUAGCCUUAGCAGUGCUGGACGCCUGCUGAACUAUGCAGUAAUGGAAAGAAAGAAGUGCAAAAUU